AUGGCACUCAUGGCAGCAGUUUCUGUUUGUUGUGUUUUUAAGUAAAACACGUGGUUGCAAAAAUUAUUAAUCAUAAAAUAAAAUAAAUUUUUGAAAAAUUAUUUUUGUAAAUAUUAUAAAUAUAAUUUUCUAAUUAAAAAUAAUAUCUGUACGUUGAUAUAAAAUGGCUAAGACUAAAAAUAAAAAGAAAAGUUUGGCCGAAUCAGCGUCAAAGAAAAAGACUAUGGAUACCAAGAAAAAAGUAAAUCCAUUUGAAGUGCACUUUAAUAAAGAUAAGCAUAAAGUGUUGGGUAAAAAAUCAAAAUCUGAUCGUGGAUUACCUGGCGUUGCGAGAUCGAAAGCUAUAAAUAAACGUAAGCACACCCUACUUCCGGAAUUUACCCAAAAAGACAAACUCAAUUUUUUUAUGGAUCGUCGUAUUGGAGAACACAAUCGCGGAAUGACUCAGGAAGAGAAAUCAAUGGCAAGAUUUGCUGCUGAAAAAAUAAAAUCACACAAACAAGAUAUUUUUAAUUUAAACGAUGAUGAAGUGUUGACUCAUAAAGGUCAAACCUUGGAGGAAAUCGAGAAAUUUGAGGAUCCAAGAAGCGAUGAUGAGUUUGAUGAUGAAGAUGGUAGAAAUGCCAAUGGAUAUUUAGACAAAAAGUUUGUCGCUGAAGCUCAUUUUGGUGGUGGAAUAUUAUCUAAGUCUGAAGGAGCAGCAUCACGAUCAGAUUUACUAAAUCAGUUGAUUUAUGAAUCGAAAAAACGUAAAGCUGAGAAACAAAAAAUAAGCGAACAGAAUCGUUCUAAAACUGAAGAACUGGAUUCGCAGUGGAAAGAUCUGUUGCCAAUAUUGAGUGCCUCCAAGAGGACUGAUGAGUCGGUGGUAAAACCGAAAGCUGAUGAUUUCGACAGGACUGUCCAGGAAUUGAAGUUUGAGAGUCGAGGAAAUCCCUCUGAUCGUUUGAAGAGUGAUGACGAGGUUGCUAAAGAGGAACGAGAAAAAUUGGAAGCUUUGGAGAGAGAUCGUUUGAAACGGAUGCAGGGGUUUGUUGAUGAUGAAACUGUUAGUAAAAAUUAUAAAUCUGUCGAUGAUAAUGAUGACGGGUUUGAAAUUGAAGACGUCACUACUGAUAUGUUAGCUUAUGACGCAAAUGCUCAAAUUAUUGGUAGUUUUUUGAAAUAUGAUGCUGAAGAUAGCAAAAAAGAUGAAGGUGUCGACAAAGAAGUUGGUGGUGAUGAUGAUGAAGAAGAUUCAGAAGUUGAUGCAGAUGCAGAUGAAGAAAAUGAAGAUGAAGAUGAUGAUGAAAAUUCAGAUGAUGAUCUGUCUGAUUUAAAAGCAUCUGAUUCUUCUAGUGAUGAAAACGAAGAAGAGGAAGCAGAUAAAGAUAAAGAGGAGGAAGAUGAUGGUGAUGAUGAUGAUGAUAAAGAUGAAAAAGAAAUUCCAGAGUCUAAAUCAAAAAAAUCUGAAAAGAAAUUGUUAAGUAAAUCCAGUAGUAAAAUGGAAAAAAUCACAAAAUUAAAUGGUGAAGCUAAAGAACAAUCAUCGAAAGAAGUAAAUAAUGAUAUUAGUAAAAAGAAAAUAACAAAUGAAGGCUCAAAACGAGAAGAAAUGAUAGAGAAAGCACGUCAAGAAUUGCCGUACACUUACAAAGCACCUGAAAGCUACGAAGAAUUAAAAGAACUACUGAGAACUCAAAGUCCUGAUCAUCAGUCAAUUAUUUUAGAACGAAUCAUCAAGUGUAAUCACGUCUCACUGGGUGAAGGUAAUCGUGAAAAAUUGGCAAAUGUUUUUCAGUACUCGUUGCAGUAUUUGAUGGAUAUUGCGCGAGUUGAUAAAACAGAAGACGUAGCCCAUUGUUUCCAGAUUUGCGAUAGACUCGUUCCCCAUCUAUAUGAUUUAGCUCAAUUUAACAGUCAAAAUGCUGGCGCAUGCGUCAAAGUUGUUUUGAAAGAGAAGUUUGAAGAAUUUAAACUAAAGCAAAAAAUAUAUCCACGAUUGGAUACACUUAUUUUGUUCAAGUUGAUAUCAUUACUGUUUUCAACUUCUGAUUUUCAUCAUGCUAUCGUGACACCUUGUUUUCUAUUUAUGUCCGAAAUAUUAUCAAGAUGUCGAGUUAAAACGGCAAUGGACAUUUCAAAAGGACUUUUUGUUGUCACUCUUUUAUUAGAGUUUACAUUACUGAGUAAAAGAUUCCUGCCUGCUGCAAUAAAUUUCUUAAGAGGAAUGGUCUUUUUAGCGACGACUAAAUCUCUGAGCAUUCCUAAAAUAUUUUCACCGUUCAAACAAACUGGUGAUUUAUCAAAUUUAUUGGUGUUAGAUCAAAGCCAGAGGCAUUUAAAAUUAAAUAUUAAUAAUGUACGGAUGAAGAUCGGUGAUUUGGCGAUUCAAGAAUUCAAUGAUGAUUUUAGAGUACGUGUUUUUGUAACGGCAAUUAAUUUAAUAAGUGAAUUCAAAAGCCAGUUGGAAGAAAUAGAUAUAGCGUACAUCAUUUUCAAACCUAUUAUUGAAUUAUUUGAAAUAAAAACGAACCCAUGGGAAAAUUAUCCAAAGUCUGUUAGAAAACUUGUUGAAAAUUUAACUGAUGAUUUAAAGUCAUUGGGGAACAAAAAAUUGGAGUAUUUGGUCUUUGAAAAAAAGAGACCGAAGCCGUUUAAAUUUUUGGAACCGCUUGUUUCAUCAGUGUAUGAUGUAAAGAAAUUCAAAGCCAAGUCUUCAAGGGAAGACAAAGCAGAGCUAGAGAAACUAGCGAUGAAAUUGAAGAAAGAAAAGAAGGGAGCUAUAAGAGAAAUCAGAAGAGAUGCUGCAUUCUUAGCUAAAGUCCAAAUUAAACAACAAAUUAAGGGCGACGAAGAGCGUAAGCGUAAAGUUAGGGAAAUUUAUGGCGAUGCUGCUGUACAACAGGGUGAAUUGAAUAAAAUUCAACGAAAAAAAUAAAUUUUUUUAUAUUAUCUAUUUAUUUUUUUGUUAGAAUUUUUCAGUUUCUUUUUUAUUAAUUGUAAAAAUAAAUAAAUCCUUAACAUUAAAUAAAUUUAUAUUACA
Molecule: messenger RNA, 3025 nt
Organism: Microplitis mediator
Lineage: Eukaryota; Metazoa; Arthropoda; Insecta; Hymenoptera; Braconidae
Product: nucleolar protein 14 homolog
Exons: 3
Coding region: 164-2920 (918 amino acids)
Biological process (GO): maturation of SSU-rRNA
Cellular component (GO): Noc4p-Nop14p complex; nucleolus; small-subunit processome
Source: RefSeq, a predicted model, not a curated record